Molecule: messenger RNA, 933 nt
Organism: Cotesia congregata
Lineage: Eukaryota; Metazoa; Arthropoda; Insecta; Hymenoptera; Braconidae
Source: the annotation of a GenBank genome assembly
AUGGAACCUAAGGAUAAGAACAUUUCUGAAAACAGUGACACUAAUUCUAAUCCCAAUCCCAAUUUCGGGUCCAAAAACAAUCGGAACCACGACAAUGUCGAGGGUAGUUUCUCGCGAGUGUUUACGCAAUGUGUGGAUAAAAAAGUUCAUGGAACACUCGAGUGCUUCAAUGAGGGCAGUUUUAGUGUCUUAAGGUCAAUGAAUGAUGAAGACCGGCUGGAUUUUGGGGAUGUGAGGCUGGAUAAAUCUGAAAGUGAAGCUAGGGAUCUGAUGGAUCUUGAUUAUGAUCCAAAAGAUUUUAGUAUUGUGGUCAAGGCUGCUGCGAGGAUGAUGGAGAGGCGGAAUUUGAAGUGGGACCUGGGAUACUUCUAUCCAGGGUUGAUGAUGAAAGUCGGUCCUGCAUUGAAUAGCAAUGGGAUGCUAGAGUUUGCUCUUGAUGAAAGAGUUGCUGGACAUUCUAACCGACAACUGGGUCCAGGAAGAAUGAUAAUGAGGAGCGUAGUAGUGCCCUUUCUUCUGGGCCUAAAGUUCAGUCUGUCCUCACUAAUUCCCUUGGUAUUCGGGGUCCUUGUUGUCGUGACGAAGAAAGCCUUGUUACUCACGAAAGUAGCGCUUAUUAUAAGCGGACUACUUGGAUGGAAUGCAUUUGUGAGCUCGCCAAACAUCGCCGGACUUUCUCACGGUGCACCUUCUGGAUUUCAAAGUAAUUACAAUAAUUUCAACGGAUUCCAACAUCAUUUUCAGCACGGUUAUGAUCACAAUACAAUCAACGAGCACCACUAUCCUUAUCGUCCCUACAGAAAUUUCGUCAAAGACGUGCCAGGGUACAAUCACCAUGUUAUUAAAGAAGUUGUCGAAGUUUACGACCCUGAAAGUGAUGCAAGGCGUGAUAAUACUCGAAGCGGAAAAAAUUUUCUCUGGUCACGGGAUUAG